AUGUCCAACUUCGACCUCAACCAGACGUUGAACAACACUAUCGGUGCCUUGUACAUAGGGACAGUCAUCGCCGCAGUUCUCUACGGUUUCACGACGCUGCAAACCUACUGGUACUAUCACUGGUAUGCUCGUCGCGACACUCGUGUACAUCAAUUUGCAGUAGCUGGACUAUGGACACUGGAUACUCUACAUUUAAUACUCAUUUGUCACGGAGCGUAUCAUUACAUGGUAACAGGCUUUGGUAACUUCAUUGGUCUUUUGGGCUUGGUUUGGUCCCUAAAGCUCCAAGUCACUAUUAACGUCCUCAUCAUCUUUUUGGUUCACUCUUUGUAUACAUACCGAGUUUGGCUCCUUGGUGGCUACCACAAGAACGGCCUCAUGGCAUACAUUGUAUGUGCUGUGUUGAUGGCAGGGUUUGCCAUCGGUGUGGUUUUGGCAUACGAAGUGUAUUCUGUGGGCACAUUUGCGGAUCAUGAGAAGAUGGGCUGGGUGAUCAUCGCUUCCCUUGCCACAUCGACGGCAAUAGAUUUUGUCAUCGCUGGCGCGAUGUGCUACUAUCUCAAGAAGAGCAAGAGCCCGCAGUCCCACUUGAAUUCCAAAAUCUCCACUCUCAUGCAAUUCGUCCUUGGAUCUGGUUUCCUUACGAGUGCAACAUCAAUGGCGGCACUCAUCGCAUACGUCGUCAUGCCAGAUACACUCAUUUUCAUCGGCAUAGAGUCCUUCUUGACCAAGCUAUACAUUAAUUCCUUUUUUGCUAUGCUCAAUGCAAGGAACAACCGCAUAUCGCCGGACCAUGAGGAGCAUAGCUUGUCGAUACGCAUCUCGAGUUUGUCGAAGGGCCCCAACCUCCCCACACCGCCAUCUGUAUCGACGACGACAGAAAAGAGCAUGAAUUUCGGACCAAAGACACCAGAACCACGGAGUUAUUCGCCUCCUCUCGAAGAAGUUUAA
Pleurotus ostreatus (oyster mushroom) is the source of this 951-nucleotide messenger RNA. RefSeq lists its product as uncharacterized. The coding region runs from base 1 to 951 and encodes 316 amino acids. NCBI's taxonomy places the organism in Eukaryota, Fungi, Basidiomycota, Agaricomycetes, Agaricales, Pleurotaceae. The record is from RefSeq and is a predicted model, not a curated record. The transcript is spliced from 14 exons.